UAGAGUUUAGAUCGAGCCCCCCUUCCCUGUCCCUAUCCUUUUCUUCCACAGGAAAAGAAAACCCACUCUCACCUCUCUCUCUCUUUCUCUCAUUUUUUUGAACCAAAAUCAUUUCCAGUAGCUCAACCAAACAAACGCAAACAUCGUUGAUUUGAUUCUCGCCAAUUUCAAUUCUCCACCGUUGAUCUCCGUCUCAGAUUCUCAUCACCAAAAUCCGAUCUCAACGAUGUGAAGCUUGCUAUGCUUUGCUUGGGCUUCUUGAUUGAUGUGUUUGGAUAGUCCGAUUUAGAGAGAUUUCGGUUUGGAAUCAGAAAGAAGAAGAAGAUGGCGUGGUUUGGUGGGAGAGUUUCGUUGGGGAACUUUCCGGAUCUCGCCGGAGCCGUGAAUAAGCUCCAGGAAAGCGUCAAGAACAUCGAGAAGAAUUUCGAUAAUGCUCUCGGUUUCGAAGAGAAGUCUGGAGACAACUCCGAAUCAACCACUGAAGCGUCAGGUUUAUGGCCUUCUGGCACUGACAGGAAAGCACUAUUUGAUCCUGUCAUGGCCCUUAUGGGGCAUAAAAGUGAAGAAAGUACUGGAGAAUCAUCACCAAAGGCAGAAUCUUCUGAGCAUCCACCUGCAGUUGAGGAACCAUCUGGAAAACCUGAAUCUCCACAGCAUAAAUCUGGAGUAGAGGAAAAAGAAGAAAAUGAACAUGGUAACGACAGAUCUCUUCAUUCUGCAUCUGAACAAGCCACUACAGAAGAAGAAAAUGAAGUACCUGAGGUAGACAAAGAUGCUGAGCGUCCAGGGAUGGCAGAGGGAACAGAUAAUGUGAUUUCAAACCCUGACCAAGCUGAAUCUGAUUCAUUACCUAUGCCUGUUAUACUACCUGAACCCACCAGUCAGGAUGGUGAGACAUUGGAAUCUGUUGGCAAUCUACAAGAGAAUUUAGAAGUGGGACCUUCCGAAAAUUCAGAGUUGGUGCAAGCCAAGUCAGGUGCCAUUGAAGUAGAUCAAGUUGAUAGUAGUACCAUUUUGACACACGAGGCGAGUAAUGUCGUUGAUAUGAGUGAAAGCAUGGAUGAACAGAAGACACAAGUAGAGAGCACAGAUAAACAUAUGUUACAAGCAGAAGAAAAUACAGAGACAGUGGUUCCAGUUCAAGCUGAGGCAUCAAUUGAUAGCCAUGCUGGAGGUGCAACUGAGCCCUCUGGUUUACAUUCCGUUUUCACUGAGGAGACUGCUAGCACUGGUGAAUCAUCUAAUGAUCAAUCACCCCGUGUACUUCCUUCAGACGAGGCUUCUGCGAGAGUGUCUGAAUCAGUUUCUCCCGAAAGUCAUGAAAUUGUUAAAGCGGUUGAAGUGGAUCAGCAAGCCAAUGAUAAUGUGACCAACAUUAAAGAGCAAGAGUUGAGCUCAGGAACAAAUGUCUCUGACUCUUUAGAUACUGUGCUUGAAUUGGAGAAGGUGAAGAAGGAGAUGAAAAUGAUGGAAACUGCAUUGCAAGGUGCUGCUAGACAAGCUCAGGCAAAAGCUGAUGAGAUUGCAAGGAUGAUGAAUGAAAAUGAACAACUAAAAUCUGUGAUUGAGGAUUUGAAGAGAAAAUCCAAUGAUGCAGAAAUUGAGUCUUUGCGAGAAGAAUACCAUCAAAGGGUUGCAACUGUUGAAAGGAAGGUUUAUGCUCUUACUAAGGAAAGGGAUACACUUAGGCGGGAGCAAAGUAGAAAAAGUGAUGCAGCUGUUCUUCUGAAAGAAAAAGAUGAAAUAAUUAGUCAGGUUAUGGCCGAAGGUGAAGAGCUUUCAAAAAAGCAGGCUGCUCAAGAAUCUCAGAUUAGGAAAUUAAGGGCUCAGAUUAGAGAGCUUGAAGAAGAGAAGAAGGGGCUUAGCACAAAGCUUCAGGUAGAAGAGAAUAAAGUAGAGAGUAUCAAGAAGGACAAGGCAGCUACAGAGAAGUUGCUGCAAGAAACAAUAGAAAAACAUCAAACAGAACUUGCAUCACAGAAAGAAUAUUAUUCAAGUGCUUUAAAUGCUGCAAAGGAGGCUGAAGCAUUAGCAGAGGCACGUGCCAACAAUGAAGCCAGAGCCGAACUAGAGAGUCGUUUGAGGGAGGCUGAGGAACGUGAAGCUAUGCUAGUCCAGGCUCUUGAAGAAUUAAGGCAAACUCUAAGUAGAAAGGAGCAGCAGGCAGUGUUUAGAGAAGACAUGCUUCGUAGGGAUGUUGAGGAUCUUCAAAAACGUUAUCAAGCAAGUGAGCGCCGGUGUGAGGAGUUGAUCACACAAGUUCCAGACUCUACAAGGCCUCUUUUAAGGCAGAUUGAGGCUAUGCAGGAAACUACUGCCAGAAGGGCAGAAGCUUGGACUGCUGUUGAAAGAUCCCUUAAUUCUCGACUUCAGGAAGCAGAAGCCAAAGCUGCAGCUGCUGAGGAAAGAGAGCGAUCUGUGAAUGAACGCUUAUCUCAAACCUUAUCUCGAAUCAAUGUUCUUGAGGCUCAGAUUUCAUGUCUUAGAGCAGAACAGACGCAGUUAAGUAGAUCCCUUGAAAAGGAGAGACAGAGAGCAGCUGAAAAUAGGCAAGAAUACCUUGCAGCCAAGGAGGAAGCUGACACUCAUGAAGGUCGUGCAAACCAGCUUGAGGAAGAAAUUAAGGAACUUAGGCGGAAACACAAGCAAGAAUUACAAGAGGCACUGGUGCACAGGGAACUGCUACAGCAGGAGAUAGAAAAGGAGAAAGCUGCUCGGUUGGAUUUGGAAAGGAAAGCUCGUGUCCAGUCUGCUGCUGCAUCUGAUCAAAUUCCCAUAACACGGCACAAUUCUGCUUUUGAGAAUGGCAAUUUAACCCGAAAGCUUUCAAGUGCUAGCAGCCUAGGCAGCAUGGAGGAAAGCUAUUAUCUGCAAGCAUCUUUGGACUCAUCAGACAGUUUCUCGGAGAGGAGAAAUGCUGGAGAGGUAACCAUGAGUCCAUACUAUAUGAAGAGCAUGACACCUAGUGCUUUUGAAGCUGCUCUUCGUCAGAAGGAGGGUGAACUUGCGUCAUACAUGUCUCGUUUGGCAUCAUUGGAAUCUAUUCGUGAUUCUCUUGCUGAGGAGUUGGUCAGCAUGACAGCACAGUGUGAGAAGUUACGGGCAGAGUCUUCCAUGUUGCCUGGCAUACGUGCAGAGCUAGAAUCAUUAAGGAGGAGGCAUUCUGCUGCUCUGGAGCUAAUGGGUGAACGUGAUGAGGAGCUGGAGGAACUUCGUGCAGAUAUUGUAGAUUUGAAGGAGAUGUAUAGGGAACAAGUAAACCUACUUGUGAAUAAGAUUCAGACAAUGAGUUCAUCAACGAGUACUGCUUGAUAUUUCAACUCAACCGUUGUGGUAUCCACCAGCUAGCCACUAUGUUUAUGGUGUAAUUUAUAUUCAAGCGAAUGCAGUUGGUCUUCGGUUAUUCUUUCCCUCUAUACUUGGUCAUUUUAGAUUUGAAUGUCGUUGAGGAGUUUUGGCGGCAGAUAUACAAAGAGGCAAGAGCAUGCCCAUAUUAAAUGUAGCAUGUAUUGUAAUUCAAGGGAAUUGUUGUAUAGCCCAAAACUUAGUGCACAUGAUCAAGCUUUGAAGAUAAUUUUUUUCCCCAUUUGAUUUUACUAUAAAUAAAAAGGUUUUGAAUCAUUUUUUGU
Quercus lobata is the source of this 3629-nucleotide messenger RNA. It is a transcript of the gene GC5, whose product is annotated as golgin Putative 5. The transcript has 20 exons. The record is from RefSeq and is a predicted model, not a curated record. NCBI's taxonomy places the organism in Eukaryota, Viridiplantae, Streptophyta, Magnoliopsida, Fagales, Fagaceae. Bases 325 to 3312 code for a protein of 995 amino acids.